AUUUAAGUGAGUAGAAGAGACUUUAAAAGCUCAGAAUCGGUUCAGAAAGCGUCACCGCAUAUACACACCAAAUGUUUGCACUUGAUAAAGCAUCGGAAAUAUAUCUCAGCUCCGAACCUGACUUCUACGCAAAUUUACUUGCACAAAAAGUUAGAAACAGAUGCUCAUUUAAUGCAUGGAAACUGUACGCUGACGGUACACAUGCUCGGUGUCAAAUUAGAUCGCCGGGUAGUGACGUGAGCACGAGUUUUAAGAAAAGAGAAAACUUUGCUCUUUUCCGACGCUCCCAUGCUCAUCAUCUUUUCUUAAAAAGUUCGUUAACCGUUCAGUAGUCCGUAUGUUGUUAGUUCCACCCUGUUUUUAUGGUGCAACUUAUCGAGUACGGAACUGUCGCGUUGCACAGAUGUAACUCAGACACGUCAUCGCGCGAAUCUUAGAAGUGACCAACCAGCCUUUUAAUGCGCUUACGGGGACAGGCUAGCACCAAGCUAUGCAGCAACGUAACUGCACUAGACCGUCGAGCGCAGCGACUAGCUGAAUUUGAAACCAUUCUCGUGUUCUCAUCUAAUGAAAUAAAUACAUUUUGCGACUAGAAAAAACGGUUCUGACGAACUAACCAACCGGUUUUGCGCCGAAUUUAUUAUUUUUUUAAGCUUGCGGCCCGAAGAUUCAUCAGAUAUGAAUCCUGACGACAAGAAUCAAAGUUUGCAAAGUUGUACCUCCUGCCAUUCAAUUUUGUCUUACAAAGAAACUUUCUCCGUCAGUAAAGCUGUCACCACUGAGAUGCUGCGUAUCGCAACUUAAUGCAUUAACGAGCCACAGCCAAAGAUGCACGAUUAGCAUGCACCUUUGAUUGAACGACUUCGAAAUUUAUUGAUACCCACAUUUAGUAGCCAGCCGUCUCACUAGGCUACUACCAAUUCACGCCCCGUGCGAGACUCUCGGUGCUGUGCAAACAAUUACUAACACAGAUACGCUACAUCAUGAAGCUCAAGUCCCAAUCGAGAGCCGGGUGCAGGGGAUCCUUACGAUGAGCAGCUUUCGCGAAGUGAUCUGAUUCAGCCCAAAUUUUUUGAGCACCUUGCCAUCUCGCGUCCCUGGAUGCACUGGUGAGAACCAAAUUUCACAGCAUAAUUUAACAUCACCUAGUCUCAUAAGCAAUCGUCUCCAGCAAUCUUGACGUGAUUCGGUCGGAAGCCCGCCAAGUCACAGCCGCACGCAGCAAAGGGAUCCAAACAUAGCCGCGUGUUGGGGCGCAGUAUCCAUACUGCAGAAAUCUCUCAAUUAGAAAAAGUAUGUCAGAUGACAAUUAGCCACACUAUGUUUGUUAGCAAAUACGACAGGGUAUUCAGACUCAUAUCAUUAAAACUUGUGUACAGUACUGUUAAUUGGAAACUUGUAGCACUUCUGAUCUUGAUCAACGCCUUUUUAAUACUGUAUUGCAUGGAUGGGCCCGGAUUCACUGUUCGCACUGUCCGACUCGAGUUGUUGGCAUUAUUCGUAUUAUUCGUAUUACGCUGCCACAGACGCUGACUUCCCUCCAACCAAGCCCAUUUGAAAUUCUACCGACAAAUAGGCAAGCAUCACGAGCGUUUUGCUCCGCCGCUCUCGCUUGGUAAUUCUCUCUAUUCCGCACAGUUCCUUCUUCAUGCGCGUUUUGAUUUCUGCUGUGCUGCUGCUGCCUCUGGGUGCUGUCACUCAGAGGACAAAAACGACUAGCCUCAGCUCCACAGUCGCGCAUUCGAUGAACACUUCGUCUGUCUCUAGCCAAGUGCCAUGGACACUCGCCGAUAAUGCUACCAUGCUAUCCGAAAUCAGGUCGCAAAUCACCAU
Molecule: messenger RNA, 1833 nt
Organism: Plasmopara halstedii
Lineage: Eukaryota; Oomycota; Peronosporomycetes; Peronosporales; Peronosporaceae
Exons: 1
Coding region: 72-332 (86 amino acids)
Source: RefSeq, a predicted model, not a curated record